UCAUUACCCUCCAAAAUAGGAACGCUAUAAUGCUCCCAUUACCUCUUGACGGCAGACAUGAUAUCGUUAUUUUCUUAUGUUCGAAUCCAGAAGUCAGGAUUGUGAACUCGGGAGGAGAAAUUAAACAACUUUUUUUUCACAGUUCUCGGAGCUAGCAGACCUCCUUGACUCGCAAGUUAUGAAUCAACUUAGAGUAAAUACACAGGAUUUGGACUGUCCAGAUGACGACAAAAUGUCUCCAAAAAGUGCAGGUGGUGCAAUUGGUACAGCUGGUUCAAGUAGAGUGUAUUAUCCUAACAGUGAAGAAGACUGCGCCGCUUGUGGCUGCUACUACCCUUAUUAUCCCAAUGAUAUAUGUCGAGUCAUAGAAAGGUGCACGAAAGCCUGCGAAGCAGUUUAUGAUAUCUUGUGCAUAGAUCCCCGCAUUCAGCAAGCUGUUAAGUGUUGGUUCUCUAGAACGUGUCAAACAAAUUGUUACGCCACAUUUAUGUAUACAACUAAGGCCAACUCCGCAAACCCUAAAAAACUUACGUUCGGUUUGCUCGGAUGUUUGUUUGGAUGCGGUGGCGGCGGCGGCGGCGGCUCAAAUAACAAUAACAACAACAACAACAACAAUGGUUGGGGUGGUAAUAACAAUAAUAAUAACAACAAUAACAAUGGUAAAUAAAUAAUAAUAAUAAAUAGUAAUC
Messenger RNA from Hyposmocoma kahamanoa, 689 nucleotides. RefSeq lists its product as uncharacterized. Lineage: Eukaryota; Metazoa; Arthropoda; Insecta; Lepidoptera; Cosmopterigidae. Bases 179 to 667 code for a protein of 162 amino acids. The transcript is spliced from 2 exons. The record is from RefSeq and is a predicted model, not a curated record.